Molecule: messenger RNA, 2135 nt
Organism: Cajanus cajan (pigeon pea)
Lineage: Eukaryota; Viridiplantae; Streptophyta; Magnoliopsida; Fabales; Fabaceae
Product: transcription factor TCP15
Cellular component (GO): nucleus
Molecular function (GO): DNA-binding transcription factor activity; sequence-specific DNA binding
Source: RefSeq, a predicted model, not a curated record
UACAGAGUUAGCCCUUAUAAUUCCCACUCAUUAUUUUUGUUGCUUAAAGCUUGCCCUCUCCUCUCCCUUAUCCUCUAUCAUUCAUUCUCUCUCUCUCUCUCUCUCUCCACAGAGAGAACAACUCAGCUGCAAUCUCCCAUCUGAAAGGAAUUCCAUGCUCCACAACUCACACAAAAGAGAGACCCACUAGCCCACUAAGCGUUAGAAUUUGAGGGUCACCCUCACCUCCUAGCUACACACACAACAACAUACAUAGCAAAAAAAAAAAAGGAAAGAAAUCUAGUGGCAGUACUACUACUUCCACUAUAGCUGCUAGCUACCAGAUAGGAGAAAAGAAAGAGAGAUUUUUUUUUAAUAAACCCCACCAAUUCAUUUAUUCUUUUUUCCUUAAAAAAAGUGCUUAUAGGGAAGCUUGGUUAUAUGAGAUAACAAGAUCAUGGAAUUGGAAGCUGAUCAUCAAAAUGGGAUCCGAAGCAGACCCAAUUUCCCUCUGCAGCUGUUAGAGAAAAAGGACGUUGAUGACGUCACGGAACAACCUUGUUCCACCGCCACAAGAGAUGGUGUUGUCACAGUUGCUGUUACUACUACCACUACUACUACUAAUAACAACCUCCACUUGGCGGAGGCGAAGAAAGCUCCGCCAAAGCGGAGUUCCACGAAGGACCGUCACACGAAGGUUGAUGGGCGAGGCCGCCGGAUCCGCAUGCCGGCGGCCUGCGCAGCCAGAGUGUUCCAGCUCACGCGUGAGCUGGGACACAAGUCUGAUGGUGAGACCAUAGAAUGGCUCCUCCAGCAGGCGGAGCCAGCGGUCAUCGCCGCCACCGGCACCGGCACCAUCCCCGCCAACUUCACCUCUCUCAACAUCUCCCUCCGCAGCUCCGGCUCCACCAUGUCGGCGCCGUCACACUAUUUCCGCGGGAAUUACUUCAACCCUAGCACGUUCUCUACCUCUACUGCUGCUACUGCCGCCGCCGCCGCGGCGCAGCUGAGAAACCGAGCGGAGUGGGACCGGAACAUGAGCAUGGUGAUGGAGGAUUCUCGUAGGAGCAUGUUGGAGAACAGUUCUUCCAUCUCCGCGAUUUUGAAUUUCAACCCUAUGGGCAACGUGAAUGUAAUUCAACAAGCGAAGCAGGAGCUCCGGGAAGAAUCCGGCGGCGGCGGCGGUCUUGAAUCGGUGGCUUCGGAUUCCGAUGGAGGCUUAGGGAGAAAGAGAAGGCCGGAGCAAGAGCUGUCACAAAUGGGAAGCUAUUUGAUACAAUCGAGCACAGGGUCGCUUCCGGCGAGCCACGCUUCCAAUACGGCGGCGUUUUGGAUGGUGGCGGGUCACGGUAACCAAGGCAUGAAUGGUGGUGGCGGCGUCGGCGGCGGCAACAAUGGCGGCGAUAAUCCCAUUUGGGCAAUUCCCUCUGUUGGGAAUAGUGGCGUGUAUAGAGGAGCUAUGUCUGCUCCGGGUGGCAUUCAUUUCAUGAAUUUUGCUUCUCCGAUGUCCCUUAUGCCAGGUGGUCAACUAGGUUCCGGCAUGGUUGGCGGCGGCGGAGGCGGUGGCGGUGGCGGUGGUGGUGGUGGUCAACUUCUAAGUGAAAGCAACUUAGGCAUGCUUGCUGCCCUCAAUGCCUAUAGGCAAAUUCCGGCGAACGGCGUCUCGGAGUCUCCGGCCAGCGCCGGGCAACCUCACGGCGGAGAUGACGGACGUGACUCCACCAGUCAACAUUCAUGAAGGUCAAAUAAUCACAAGUGUAUGAUCUGAUGCUAGCUUCUUAAUUUUUCUUUUAAUCACUAUAUUAAUUACUAGUGCUACUAUCACUACUACUAUAUAUAUAUUAGUGCUAUUAAUUAAUGGUUUCCAAAAAUAUAUAUUAAAUACGUAAUUAUAUAUGUUAUGUCCCUUUGCAAAAGAUGCAAGCGCAAGUUUGAUUGCUUUGGUAUAUUGAGUUCAGUAUGCAAUUUUGGACCUUUGGUGUGAUGAUUUAAUUUUUUCUGAGGAUCAUGUUAGGGUUCGAGAAGAAAUAUAAUAUACACGUAUAUUAAUUUUUUCCAUAUAAAGGUUUAUGAAUCAGAUCGUUGUUUCAUGAUCUGGUAUUAUGAUUAUUUGUUGCUUGGUAGUGCACUAUGAUCAGCUGUCAUGAUUUUGUUUA